Molecule: messenger RNA, 261 nt
Organism: Pleurotus ostreatus (oyster mushroom)
Lineage: Eukaryota; Fungi; Basidiomycota; Agaricomycetes; Agaricales; Pleurotaceae
Exons: 2
Coding region: 1-261 (86 amino acids)
Source: RefSeq, a predicted model, not a curated record
AUGCAACUUUCAUACGUCUUCGCCUCUCUCGUCCUCGCUGCCUCUGCAUAUGCCCAAGCGAGUGUGUGCGCUGCAGGCAUCAGCCAGGCAGAUUCCACGUUGGCAGGUAUUGCAGGUUUCGUAGCUUUCGUUGAGGGCCUCCCUGCCGUCAGCGGACUCAGCGAUGCCGGUAGCAUCACAGUGCCUGCUGUGCCAACCAGCGUCUGCGAAUUAACGGGUGGCACUGGCACUGAUGGAGCCUGCGCUUGCCCCGAGGCGUGA